AUGAAAUUUUUAGUAACCUUUUUCAGUGUGUUUGUGUUUGGAUUGCUGCAAUUUGCCGCCGCGGAUUCUUCCAAUUUCACUUUGGAAUGUUAUGCGCCAGGAACUGCCUUGUUUGAUGGACACAUUUAUAUUGGUGACGAUAAAAAAAUAUACAUCGCUAAUGUCACUGAAACUGCUAAAGGGAUUGUUUUAUCUAAUGGGUCCUUAGAAAUGGAUGAUGGAAAAGUUAUAGGUAUCGGUAAAAACUACCUGUCAUUGGAAGCCGAUUCUUCAAGCUUUGAAAUCGCUUAUCCAUUCACCAUUGAGAAAGGUAUUUUGAAGCUAUACGGCGAGGAUUUCCAUGCUGUACCAUCUGGAAAAGAUGGAAUUUAUGUUCUUGGCUCAAUCAAUGCUGCAGCAGGUCGUGAUGAUGUAAUUCCGAUCCAGAUUAAGGCCAUUGGCGAUGACGAUACCGCUGUUAGCGACUAUAAAGGUGACUCUGUCGAAUCAACUUCUUCCUACUCUUUAUUGGGAAGUCAAACAUUUGAUUCGUCAGCCGCUUCAUCUGCUUCUGCAGCAACAGCUUCAGAAGUUUCAUCUUCAAAGUCAUCAAGUAAAAACGCCGCUGUUGCAAACUUUUCAUAUUCUCACGGUUGUUUCUUCUCUCUGUUAAUUGCAAUGAUUGUUUGA
Messenger RNA from Kluyveromyces lactis, 669 nucleotides. RefSeq lists its product as uncharacterized. The record is from RefSeq and is a predicted model, not a curated record. The transcript has a single exon. NCBI's taxonomy places the organism in Eukaryota, Fungi, Ascomycota, Saccharomycetes, Saccharomycetales, Saccharomycetaceae. Bases 1 to 669 code for a protein of 222 amino acids.